This is a messenger RNA of Cokeromyces recurvatus, 786 nucleotides long. RefSeq lists its product as uncharacterized. The coding region runs from base 1 to 786 and encodes 261 amino acids. The record is from RefSeq and is a predicted model, not a curated record. NCBI's taxonomy places the organism in Eukaryota, Fungi, Mucoromycota, Mucoromycetes, Mucorales, Mucoraceae. The transcript is spliced from 4 exons. Gene Ontology annotation, molecular function: zinc ion binding; RNA binding.
AUGUCUAUCUUUGUUGGACGUUUACCAUCAUACAAUUUUGAUGAUAGAGAUUUGGAAGAUAUAUUUUACAAGUAUGGUAGGAUUAUUAACUGUCAAAUAAAGAGAGGAACACGAUAUUCCUUUGGAUUUGUUGAAUUUGAAGAUCCUGAAGAUGCUUAUGAUGCUAUUAGAGACACGGAUGGUCUUGAUAUUGAUGGCACUCGUAUUGUAGUUGAGAAAGCAAAGGGAACUCCUCGUAGAUAUAAUGAUACUACUUGCUAUAAUUGCGGUGAAGAAGGUCAUUGGGCUCGUGAUUGUAAAAGACCAAGACGCGAUUAUAGAAGAGAUAGAUAUCGAUCACGUAGUCGCACUCCUGAUAGAUAUAGUUCACGUCAUUAUUCUAGAAGAGGACGUAGUUAUUCACGUUCUAGAUCUCCUUAUGAUGAUCGUCGUGGACGUAGUUAUAGUCGCUCUCCUAGAAGAUAUAGUCGUUCACCUCCUCCAAGAGACUAUAGUCGUUCUCCUAGAAGAUAUAGUCGUUCACCCCCUCCCAGAGGUUAUAGUCGCUCCCCUCCCCCAAGAGGAUAUAGUCGCUCACGUUCACCUCUUCCAAGAGACAAUAGUCGUUCUCCUAGAAGACAUAGUCGCUCCCCAUCUCCACGCGGAGAUAUUCCAGCUGAAUCACAAGUAGUCGAGCAACCUAAUAAUAAUAAUAAUCCAUCAGAAGAACAGCCAGCCAUUCAAACAGACCAACAACAACAACCCGAACAAUUAUCAAAUGUAGUAGAAAAUAACAAUCAGGAAUAA